This is a messenger RNA of Cicer arietinum (chickpea), 2189 nucleotides long. RefSeq names its product probable CoA ligase CCL10. Lineage: Eukaryota; Viridiplantae; Streptophyta; Magnoliopsida; Fabales; Fabaceae. Gene Ontology annotation, molecular function: CoA-ligase activity. The record is from RefSeq and is a predicted model, not a curated record.
AAAUAUUUGAUUAUACUACCAUCGGAUUCAACGUUGGUUUUGGCGGUUAUCGUAACCAACCAAGUCGAUGAGUCACGAUGUUCAAGAUCGAAAUUUUUUUUGACAAGCUGAGUUGAACCUAUUAACCUGUUAAUGAUAAAGAGCGCAUAUCCUGCGAAUUAAGAAAUGUAAAAGUCAACACUUCUUUUCCAAUAAGAAAACGUUAAGAAACUUCAACACAACUAAACAACAAACUAGCAACAAUGGCGAACAAAAACUCCUUAUUCGACCUCAAAACGAUGACGUAUUCCUCACCCAGACCACCCAUCCACCUUCCCACCGACCCCAACCUCUCCCUAACCACAUUCCUCUUCCAAUCCACUUCUUCCGCCGCCGAUUCUAUCGCCCUCGCCGACGCCCACUCCAACGACUCCCUAACCUUCCACCAACUCAAAACCCAAGUCAUCGCCCUCUCCCACUCCCUCCUCCGCCUCGGAAUCAAACGAGGCGACAUUGUUUUGCUAUUCGCACCUAACUCCAUACGCUUCCCGGUUUGCUUCCUCGCUGUUGUUGCAAUAGGUGCUAUUGCCACCACCUGUAGCCCCUUAUACACCCCCUCCGAACUCUCCAAGCAAAUCAAUGACUCCAAACCGAAACUCGUUAUCACCGUAUCAGAACUAUAUCAAAAAAUCAAAGCGUUGAAAUUAGAUUUACCUUCCAUAUUGCUUGAAGAUCCUUCUAGCAGCGUAAUUUCGUCGAACAAGUUCGGUUCUAAGGUUUUAUACUACGAUAAUUUGAUUGAAGAAUCGAUCGAGAGCUCCGGCGAGAUUCCAGCGACCGGAGCUGUUUUGCAAUCUGACGUGGCGGCGCUACUGUACUCUUCAGGAACCACGGGGAGAAGUAAGGGAGUGAUGUUGACUCACCGGAACUUCAUAGCGGUGGCGGUUGCGGGCUCGGCGGAUCAGGAUCGGUACGGUGAUGGGAAGAACGUGUUCCUGUGUUUGGUGCCGAUGCAUCAUGUGAUGGGAUUGGCAGUGAUAACGUAUACGCAGCUGCGAAGAGGGAACACGGUGGUGUCGAUGGGAAGAUUUGAAUUGGAGAAGGCAUUGGCGGCGGUGGAGAAGUUUAGAGUGACGCAUUUGUACGUUGCUCCGCCGGUGAUGGUGGAGCUGAACAAACGACGUCAGGUUUUGAGCGGUUAUGACUUGUCGUCGCUGAAGCAACUUGCCGGCGGUGCUGCUCCUUUGGGAAAAGAUGUGAUGCAGGAGUGUGCUAAGAUUCUUCCCCAAGUUGAAAUCAUUCAGGGGUAUGGCAUGACUGAAGCAAGUGGACUUAUUUCCGUAGAAAAUCCAAAGGAAAGUUGCUUCAUUGCAGUUUCAGGUUCAACUGGAACACUAAUUCCAUGUAUAGAAUCCCAAAUAGUUAGUUUGGAAACAUCUAAGCCCCUUCCACCGAAUCAAUUAGGUGAAAUUUGGUUACGAGGACCUACUAUAAUGAAAGGAUACUUUAACAAUCCAGAAGCAACAAAACUGACAAUUGACGAUAAGGGUUGGAUGCUUACUGGAGAUCUUGGAUAUUUUGAUGAAAAGGGACAGCUAUUUGUUGUGGAUCGAAUAAAAGAGCUCAUCAAAUGUAGCGGCUAUCAAGUGGCACCAGCUGAACUUGAAGAUUUACUGGUUUCUCACCCUGAAAUUUCUGAUGCUGGCGUGAUCCCAUCUCCUGAUGCGAAAGCCGGUGAGGUUCCGGUUGCUUUUGUUGUUCGCUCACCCGAUAGCUCGAUAACUGAAGAAGAAAUUCAGAAAUUUGUAGCAAAACAGGUUGCACCAUACAAAAGGUUGCGGCGAGUGAGUUUUAUAGACAAGAUUCCAAAGUCACCCACAGGAAAGAUCUUGAGAAAGGAUCUCAUAAUUUUUGAUCGACAAAAGACAUCAAAGUUAUAGUAUAUUAAUACUAAUUAAUGCCUUGGAUUGGAAGGCUCUGAUCUACGACACAAGCAGAUGAAUGAAACAGAUGUUAAGGUUCUGGUCUCUGCAGUGAGGAUCUUGUAUGUCCAUAGUCAUUGGAUAUAAAAUGUAUAAUUAAGAUAUGUUGUCACAAAUUGUGCUCUGUUUUCUGGCUAUAAAAUAAAAAUUCUCGUGUAACCUCAAAGUAAUAAACCUCUGCCAAAAAAAAUGAAGCGAUUCAAAUCAAAUAUGUUACAUUACAUUGAA